UGUUUAAACUAUAAUGAGAUAAAUACUGAAUAUGAGUCAGUCUAAAAUGUGGACACACUUCAGCUAAAGCAGCAAUGUUUAUAUGAGGAACAGAAAAGGAUUUUAUUAGUUUGAACCUACAGAGAUAAAGAUGGCGACUGCAAGCAAUGAGUUUAAACUCAGUGGUCCCAGUGGUACAGAGUGGUAUAAUCCCUCUGCUGUCACUCUCUCGUGUCGUCUGUCUCCUGAAAUCAGUGCUGUUAACAUGGAGAUCCGAUGGUUUAAGGGGACAGACUGUGUUAUUGUCUAUAAUAACAGACAUGUGACUGAGGGGAGAGGUUACGAGGGCAGAGUGAGUCUGUUCACUCAGGAGCUGGACAAAGGAAAUGUCUCCUUACAGUUGAGAGACUGUACAGGGUCAGAUAUUGGAGAUUACCUGUGUCAGGUCACUGAUGGAGACAGAACAGAGGAGAUUACAGUAAUGAUGAUAGAACUUAGGAGUAUGGUAAGUAAAUAACUCGACUUCACACUAAAGGUAGCGGCUGAUAUUUUAUAAACUUAUCACAUAUACAACAUUUUAAUCCAGGGAUCAAAUAGAAAUAUAAAAAGCAAUUUCAGAUCAUGUUUAUGUGAAGGACUCUGAUCAGUAAGUGAGAUUCCACUUCCGUCAGUCAGCUUCUUUCCCACAAUGCUCCUGUGCAUAACCCCACUGCACUGCAAUAAUGUACGCAGUGACGUUUACCAUGUCGAGUAAAAAACACAACAAACAUGCAACAUAUAACACACACCACUGCCAGACUCCAUCAG
Molecule: messenger RNA, 786 nt
Organism: Ictalurus furcatus (blue catfish)
Lineage: Eukaryota; Metazoa; Chordata; Actinopteri; Siluriformes; Ictaluridae
Product: butyrophilin-like protein 1
Exons: 4
Coding region: 131-496 (121 amino acids)
Source: RefSeq, a predicted model, not a curated record